Haemonchus placei is the source of this 642-nucleotide messenger RNA. NCBI's taxonomy places the organism in Eukaryota, Metazoa, Nematoda, Chromadorea, Rhabditida, Trichostrongylidae. The record is from the annotation of a GenBank genome assembly.
GAGUGUCGUCUGAUUGACUCGCGUGGGCGACGUCGCCCACUUCUGUUUGUCGCGUCGUCAGCACCACGUCUUCUACGUCUUGCUACAAAUCUUACUGAGGUCACUAUACUUAUGAAGGAAGUGGAUUUGUUACUUUUAUCGACGAUCGAUUGCAGAAAUCGCAAUUUAGAUUGUUCUCCAUUUACCCCUGGUGGCUACCUUGGGCGACUGCUAGGCCCAAAUCCACCUCCGUUACCCAAUCUCAAGCAACUAUCACUCCAUGUUGAUGUAAUGGUAGAAUCGAUAACUCUUACCCCGUUGCCAUGUCCCAGCCAGGACCUACAGUAUGCUCUUCAUAUGCUUUCAUCAGCACCAUUUCGGACAUUUAUACAGAUAAGUUUUUGUUGUGCUCAAUUCCGUGAGAGUGAUAUUGUGGCAAGGAGUUAUUUGAUGGCUGGUAUGGAACAAACAUUGAAGGCAGCUGCCGAGACGGGAGCUGACACGGAAUUUGAAGUGGAACCUGAAGAAGGAUACGUUGAUAUGACCAUUGAAAAAGGUCGCCUCGAAUAUACGUUCGCGUUCUUCUACUACAAUCCAUCAAUUUGCGAUCCAGCUCCUCCCGAAGAUACAAUCGACCGACGGAAAUCCCCUAUCUCUGUCUAG